GCUUCUCAAACCGGCAGAAAUAACUGCGGAACGCCAACAGAAAUAUAAAUGCAUGCGGAUAAUAUUAAUUCUCUCAUAAUUUGAAGUAAAAAUGGACUUUCUUACCGGGAGCCCGUUCUCUUCUCCGGUCGGCCAGCUUAUCCAGAAAGCCACUAGGGGGUCUCUAGAGAAUGAGGAUUGGGGCAUAAACUUGGAAAUCUGUGACAUCAUCAAUGAGACAGAUGAAGGACCCAAAGAUGCAGUGAAAGCCAUAAAGAAACGGAUUGUAGGAAAUAAGAAUUUCAGAGAGGUCAUGCUGGCACUGACUGUUCUCGAGACGUGUGUAAAGAACUGCGGCCAUCGUUUUCACGCCCGUGUAUGCACCCGGGACUUUGUAGAGGGAGUGCUGGUCCGAACCAUUCUCCCCAAGAACAAUCCCCCUAUGGUCUUACAUGACCGAGUCUUAAGCCUCAUUCAGGCAUGGGCCGAUGCUUUCCGGAACGUUCCGUCACUGUCUGGUGUGGUGUGUGUGUAUGACGAUUUGAAGAAGAGAGGCUUAGAGUUUCCUAUGACUGAUCUAGAUGCUCUGUCACCCAUACACACCCCCAUCAGGAGCGUUCCGGAAAACGAUGUGCCUUCUCCACCUGCUGCAGAACCCACGGUGCACAUGCCCAAAGUGGCAAGUGCGCACACUCCGCAGAUCCCCCAGACAAACGGGGCACCUGCACCUAUCUCACCUGAACAGAAACAGAAGCUCAGGGCAGAGUUGGACCUGGUGAAUGGAAACCUGAAGGUAAUGACAGAUAUGCUGAACCAGCUCACACCAGGAGAGAGCUCACCAUCAGACACAGAGCUGCUGCAGCAGUUGUACUCGGUGUGUAAAAACAUGCAGGCACGAGUAGUGGAGUUGAUCCCCAGUGUAUCUGAGGAAGAGCUGAUUGGAGAAUUGCUCAUGAUCAACGAUGAGCUGAACAAUGCUUUCAUACGCUAUGAAAGGUUUGAAAGGCUGAACACUGCCCAAAGAACACCCACGGAACAACAAGUGGCAGGAAACCUCAUAGACCUUAGUCCAGUUUCAGCACCAGCCAAUCAGACCUUACUUCCACCAGUCAGCCAGCCAGUGACCCAGCCUACAUCUAAUCCUGUAAUGAGUGCAGCUGCAGGAGCUGCUGAUGAUGAAGAAUUUGAUAUGUUUGCUCAGACGAGAGGAAGUUCACUGGCUGAGCAGAGAAAGAGUGUUAGAUACGAGGACCCUGGUGCAGUAGAGGGGCUAGCAGGAGCGCUCGACACUAGGCUCCAAGUCACAGCAGGGGAUGAGGCAGGUGACUGGAGUCGUCAGUCUCAGUGGAUAUACAGUGAGGAACUGACACCAGCACCUCAUAACGCUGCUAUGGAUGAUAUUGAGAAGUGGUUAUCUUCAGAAACGUAUGAUGAUGAUGAUGAAGAAGAUGGUGUUACUAGUGAAGAGUUUGAUAAGUUUUUAGAGCAGAGGGCGAAAGUAGUGGAACACCUCCCUUCUAUGAAGAAAAGCUCCUCGACUCCUGCGAACUCUGGACAAUCAGCACAGAAACAGGAGAGCACUCAGGAUCAGCUCUUCACCCUGUAACACACUCAGGUUAACGGGAGAAGAAUAGAGAAGCAGGUAGCACAAAUACACUGCUCAGAACUGCUCUGUACCGUGCCUUUUCAGUGAACGUCAACAUUUCAUCCAAUGAUGGAUUAACUAUAAGAAAGCCAUUGAAGAGGUGAAAUGCUUUUUUUGUCUGCUUUACUGUCUUUAAAUGCACAGUUCAAGAUACCUUUUUUUAAAAACUACCAGCAGUGCCUGUUUACAUGUAGAGAUUUAUUUUUUUUUUUGGUUAAUCAAAUGAAUUAAUUCGGAUUAUAGCUUCCCAACAGGAUGUACACUAUAUAUCUUGCUGAAAGUCUGCAGUCUUUGUUUACAUAUGUUUCAUGUAAUCUGAAAAAAAAAGUUCAAAUGUCUGUAAAGAUUUCAUGUCAAUGUCAUAAUAACAAGAAGUACCUCGUAAUAUGUAGAACGUAAUAUGCCGCUGGCUUUAGUCAAGUGUUCAAUUUUUUUUUUUUCUUUUAACAAGCUUUGUCUUUUC
Messenger RNA from Neoarius graeffei (lesser salmon catfish), 2087 nucleotides. RefSeq names its product target of Myb1 membrane trafficking protein-like. The record is from RefSeq and is a predicted model, not a curated record. The transcript is spliced from 16 exons. Bases 92 to 1585 code for a protein of 497 amino acids. Gene Ontology annotation, molecular function: phosphatidylinositol binding; clathrin binding; ubiquitin binding. Gene Ontology annotation, biological process: signal transduction. Gene Ontology annotation, cellular component: membrane; endosome. Lineage: Eukaryota; Metazoa; Chordata; Actinopteri; Siluriformes; Ariidae.